Gambusia affinis (western mosquitofish) is the source of this 1114-nucleotide messenger RNA. RefSeq names its product microfibril-associated glycoprotein 4-like. Lineage: Eukaryota; Metazoa; Chordata; Actinopteri; Cyprinodontiformes; Poeciliidae. Gene Ontology annotation, biological process: elastic fiber assembly. The transcript is spliced from 6 exons. The record is from RefSeq and is a predicted model, not a curated record. The coding region runs from base 195 to 914 and encodes 239 amino acids.
ACACUCACAAUAAACAGUUUUCUCAGGGACAAACUUUUCCACUUAUGCAGUCAAAAGUGUUAUCGAGGUGAAGCUGCAGCUGCUCAGCGUGUUGCUAUAAAACAUCAGCUUGUGAUCAGAUCCAUGCAGAAGAACUCAGAGCAGCUCCAGCUGACAGACAUCCCGGUUUACAUCCCUGCAGCACAACUCUCACCAUGGAACUGCUGCCCGCUCUCCUGCUCCUCCUGGUUCCUCUGUUGAGCAGCUCUGCAGCUUUUUUCCUUCCUCUCGACUGCAGCGACAUCUAUAAGCAGGACACAACGCGACCCAGCGGAGUUUACACCAUCUAUCCCAUCGGACCCCUGUCUGGUGUCCAGGUUUUCUGUGACAUGACCUCUUUGGGAGGGCAGUGGACUGUGUUCCAGAGGAGGAUGGAUGGCUCGGUGAACUUCUACAGGCCCUGGGCUUAUUACAAGUUGGGCUUUGGGAAUGUGGCUGGAGAGUACUGGCUCGGUCUGGGGAACCUUUUCCUAUUAAGUCAAAAGAAAAAGUUUGAGCUGCUGGUUAUCAUGGAGGAUUUUGAAGGACAUACAGUUUAUGCUCGUUACCGCUGGUUCGGUGUUGGUCCGGAGUCUUUGGGGUACCCACUCCGGGUGUCUGGAUUUAUUGAUGGAGGGGCAGGAGACUCCCUGAGUUAUCACAACGGACACAAGUUCUCCACCUUCGACAUAGACCUGGACAGUUAUCUUUUAAACUGCGCCAAAUUAUUCCUGGGGGGGUUCUGGUAUAACAACUGUCAUCGCACAAACCCAAACGGGGUUUAUCGCUGGGGGGCUGACGAUGCCAUCAAUUCUGUCGGAGUGGAGUGGUCCACAUGGAAGGGCCAUAACUACUCCUUGAAGGCCAUCAGCUUUAUGAUGCGUCCUGCUCAGUAAAGCUGCAGGACAAACGUCCUCUAGAAUAUUUCAGGUUGAUGUUUCCUGCGAUCAAACUCAAUCAGAAGAUCACCUGUUACCUGCCAGAAUUGAAUCCAGAUGUUGGUUGUAACUUCAAAACCCGUUUUUGGUGAUUUGUUUUUUUCAAAUAAUUUUUCAUUUCUGUACUGCAUUCUGAUAAUAAAUAAGAAACAAACUGA